AUGAGAGUGCUUUCAAAUAUGUUUUCAGUGAAAUCAUUGAUUUGUUUGAAACUUUUGACAAUAAGUGUUGUGUUAUGCUAUGAACCGGAUCUUAAACUAAAAGAAUCGGCAAAUAGGAGACCGAAAACUAUCUUAAUAUUAGCCGACGGUAUUCGUUAUGAUUAUGUCAACGACACGAGUCUUACAGGUUUUACUCGAAUUGCACGUAACGGUGUCCGCGCCAAAUACGUGCAGCCAAUAUUUCCAGCAAAUUCAUACCCCAAUUGGUACACAAUAAUAACCGGGUUGUACGGGGAAAGUCAUGGAAUGGUCCAGAACUACAUGUAUGACCCAAAAGAAAAGGACAUGUUUUUGAUGGCCCCCCACCCCAAUGCGUCGCACCCCCACUGGUGGAACGGUGCCGAACCCAUAUGGAUUAAUGCCGAAAAAAAUGGUCUUAAAACAGGGGUUUAUUGGUGGGAUGGGUGUCAGGUUAAGAUUAAAGGCAAAGAGCCUACCUUUUGCUUAGAGUAUCAGAGCUAUUGGACGUGGCCUAAGCCUACUGAAGACACUUUGAGUGCUUUAAAUGAAAUACUUGAUAAUUUUGAGUCAGAGGAAUGGCAUUUAGGUCUCAUUUAUUAUGAAGCUAUCGAUGCUUUAGGUCAUGCAUUUGGUCCACAAUCUAAGGAACGAAUAGAAGCGGUUCAAGAGUUCGACAAAUUGUUGAAUUCAUUACAAGACGAAAUCGAAAAGAGAAAUCUCGAUAAUGAGGUUAAUGUUGUUGUGGUCAGUGAUCACGGGAUGAUUGAAGUCGAUGAAAGUAAAAAUACAAAAAUGAUUAAUAUUGAGAAUAUAGUGGACGCUAAUGAUGUUGAAGUGAUGUUAGACAGAGGAACAACAUCUUUCAUUAUACCCAAACCCAACAAAGAAACUAAAAUUUUGGAGGCAUUGACUAAAUCAAGAACUAAAGGCCUCAAGUUUUAUAAAAAGGAUGAAAUACCAGUUCGCUAUCACAUCAAAAAUAACCGAAGAGUAUCACCAAUACUUGUGAUGGCAGAGAAGGGAUAUUUUGUACGAGGAUUUUCACAAGAAUCUAAAACUAAACCAGUUUGGGAUGUACUCUACGGGCAUGUCAUUAGUCAUUACUUUUAUUAA
Messenger RNA from Oppia nitens, 1134 nucleotides. RefSeq names its product glycerophosphocholine cholinephosphodiesterase ENPP6-like. Bases 1 to 1134 code for a protein of 377 amino acids. The record is from RefSeq and is a predicted model, not a curated record. Lineage: Eukaryota; Metazoa; Arthropoda; Arachnida; Sarcoptiformes; Oppiidae. The transcript is spliced from 5 exons.